GGCUGUUGAACAAGUGUAUAUAUUAUCAGUUCAGCUAAAUUCAGAACAGAAUCCCUGUGUAAAUUUCAGUUUUUAAUUUUUGAGUCCUCUUAUUUUAACCGAAUUUUAGGUAAAUGUCUUGUUAGUUUUCCAAAAUUUUCAGACCAAAAUGUUUUUAACCAACACGUCUGCAAAACGUCUACAAAUCUCUCCGAAUGGCACGUUAACCUUCACACAAACCAACAAUCGUCAAGAAGUCAUUAUCAGAAAUGUUUCCGAAAAGCCUGUGACCUAUAAGGUGCAGAGCACGGUCUUCGGCAAGUUCAAUAUCCGACCCCGCUGGGGAGUCCUGAGUCCCAACGAGCACUCACGCGUCCUCAUAACCAUGAGCAAAGGUGCCGAGCUCUCGAGGAAGGGCCGCGACAAGAUAGUGGUCGUCUGUAUGCUGUCCCCCAUCAAUGCUGUGGACUUCGAGCUGACCUCCUCCUUCUGGCGCCACAGUAUCUGCUACGAUCCGAGUAUCGAGAAGCACCAGCUCACCUGCCAUCAAAUGGAUGGCUCCGGCGAGGGCGGUGACAGCGGCCCGGUGCAUGGGGAUCUAAGGAUUCGCAGGGGGCUGUACCCCUCGUACUGCAGUUUCCGCACGCCGAGCAAGUACUGGCGCUAGUUUUCGGGUGGGCGUUCUUCCUCCUCCUGGAGUGUCAAUUAUCCCGCCCGACUAUAUCGCCCUAAUGGCUGCAAUGACUAAGUAAUUGGUUGGCAGCCCUACCUUGUCGUUCCGUGUGCCUCUGCCUCUGCCUCCGCCUCGAUGGGCCCAGCAUUGUUGAUGAUGAGCCUUCAUUAAAAACCAAGAGCGUGUCUAUCUGCCUGCCUGCACCCAUGGUAUGUGUGUGCGAUAUCAAGUGGCUGCUCGAAAGAUGCUCAAGGAUCCUGCUAACAUGAAGUGCGUUUACCCUACACAACUGGCUGAUAAAAAGCCGUACAUUGCUUGCACUUGCUCUACCUUUACUGGCAAUUAGGCAAACGUUAGCGAAGGCUUUUGAACUUCGGAUACUCCCAUCGAUUGACAUCCUGACGGGUCAGCCCGGGCAAGUUGCCCGGCAAUUAACCAACCAAUUUUGUAACUCGAAGCGUUAAGCAAUUAAAGGCUCGAAUAAUGUAGAGUGGUAAUGGAAGCCAUAAAAA
Molecule: messenger RNA, 1164 nt
Organism: Drosophila biarmipes
Lineage: Eukaryota; Metazoa; Arthropoda; Insecta; Diptera; Drosophilidae
Exons: 2
Coding region: 149-646 (165 amino acids)
Source: RefSeq, a predicted model, not a curated record